UGGCCGUUGCUGUGGAGAUGCGAAGAUGGCGGCGGCGGUGGAGGAGGAUGAGGAGAGCGAUUGGGACCUUUGGAUGUUGGAGUCUCUGAGACUGUACAAUGACCUUCAUGUGUUCGAACUUCAGCAACCAACACGAGUUAUAGAAUGGAUUCAGGAUAGAAGUAUCUGUGUCGCUGGAUACAAUGUGGGGAAGAGGAAUGAAAUCCUGGAGCUUUCGCUCCCUGAGAAACUCUGCGCUAAAGGAAACCAGGGACUUUGCCCAGAAAGAGACUUCACGGUGAAACAUGGUGGCUUCUCACAGAGGCCCAUUUAUGAACUGAAACAUGUGGUGGGGACCAGCCUGUUGGUGAGCAGUGGACCACCUGAUAACCUGCUACAGGUCUGGCGCUUGGCAGCAGAUGAAAGCGACACCAUCACCUUGGUGGACUCUAUCCAGUACCAGACACCAGGCAGCCAGUGGUCAAAAAUCUCUACCGUCUGCUCUCCGACCCCGCGGGUGCUCCAUGGUUCAAAGGUUAGCGACCUCUCAAUCCAGGAAAUUGCAUCACACAAAGUCCUUUUUACCACAGGGCUAGCUGACUGUGAGCCAAUCAGUGAGCUGGAGUUUCUUGAUCAUUCCAUCUUUUCUUUCUGCUCCCUGAACGGCCGUCUAUGGUUGGUUGAUAGCCGCCAGCGCUCAAGUCUGAUUGGACACUCUGAUGUGCCUGUGAGUGACGAGGGUGGCUGCCAUUGGACAAUGGGAUGGGCGCCUGGGCACCGGAAGGUGGCUAGACUCUGCUCAGAUGGCCGAGUGGUGCUGACUGAUCAUCGGGAUUUGAGUAGGGCCCUGAGCUUGACCAAAUUGGCAACACCCACCACUAUCCCCAACAGUGACUGCCUGAGCUUGGCAUGGGCACCCUGUCUACAGGACCACCUCGCAGUGUCAGGUUUUAAUGGGACAGUUCACAUUUACGACACCAGCUCAUGGUUGGGAGAAACAGGUGAAGUGGAGCCGACCUUUAUUCACCGAGGUCACAGUGUUGUCCCGGAGCCUGAUCGAGAAAAGCCCUUUGUCACCAGACAUGCCUGGCACCCCUGGAAACAACAGGUCCUGCUCUCAGCUGCAGACGAUGGCUCUUUCCAUGUCUGGAAUUGGACCAAUCAGAAGACCCUCUGAUAGUUGGAUUUAGCUUUGUCCCAUCAGACACUGCUUCCCAAGAGAAACCCCACACCAUUGUAUGUCUUCUCCAGCAAUCCCACACUGCAUCAGGAGUCGGUGACUGUGAUACCAGCUUAAGUUCAGCCAGGGGGUGAUAUUUACAUGGGACUGGUGAGUAAUAAAUAGUCCAGUCUCCUUGCGACACAUCACAACCCAAUAUAAAUAAGACUGUCACCAUGUGAUCGUCUGACCCCUCGAUAGUGCGGCCCUGUAUCUGUGUGACCGACUGACUGACCCCUCAAUAGUGUGGCUCUGUCACUGUGUGACUGACUGGCCCCUCGAUAGUGCGGCCCCGUCUAUGUGAUCGAUCGACCUGUUGUUCGAGGGGCAGGGACUUGUCAUACUGUUUUGAGAGACUGUAGGUCUUUAUUCGAGUUUCCUUUGUGGAUGUAGGUAUUUAUAAUUGGAAAGCUGCUGUCACUAUUAAAGCACGAGGAAUGAUUGCAUUGGGAGAGAUAUCAAGGAUUAGGUAUGAAGACAACAGCAGGCACCUUCAUAAAUGUUUUUAAUGAUUUAACAACUGAAACUGGUGUACACCAUUGCACGUGAAAAAGUAAUUCUCUUUAUUCUGUUUUUUUUAGUGUAUUUUAAAACAGGCUAUUUUUUGUUGGUUACUUGGCACAAAUUAUAAAUACUUAUUUAUAAUUAUUUAUUGAUUCAUUGAUUUUCAUCUGUUAAUUUUGCAUCAGAUUUUCAGCCUUGCGUAAAGCAGAUGUUGUCCUAAAAUACCAGGCGAAAGUGAGGACUGCAGAUGCUGGAGGUUAGAGUGUGUGUUGCUGGACAAGUACAGCAGGUCAGACAACAUCUGAGGAGCAGCAGAGUUGACAUUUCGCGCAAAAGCCCAUCAUCUGGAAUGAGGAUGUGAGCCGAGGGGGUGGGGAGGGGCUGGAGGGAAGGUAGCUCAGACUGCGAUAGGUAAGUGACUCGGCAGCAGCACCACUGAUCGAGCUGGUCGGGUCCUAAAGGACAUUGCUGCAAGACUGAGUCUGCGGCUGGUGGUGAGGGGACCACCAAAUGGGAAAAUCAUACUUUGACCUCAGCCUCACCACCCUCCCUCUUGCAGAUAUAUCUGUCCAUGAGAGGAGCGGUCGGAGGGACUACCACAUCGGGCCUGACGAUACUUUCCAUCAUGUUGGACAGUGCCCUCACUGUGCUAAAAGGGACAGAUUCUUAAAAAUCUAGCAGCUUAAAAUUGACAUUUGUGAGGUACUGAGGGCCAUCAGCAGCAGCAGAAUUGUACUCCUCUGCUUAACCCUUACCAUCAAGCGAGGUGACCAACCUGGUUUAAUGGAGAGUGCAGCUUGGCAUGCAGGAGCAGCGCCAGACAUAGAGGUCAUUCCACAGAAACACAACAGGCUUGUUCCUUUACAACCUCACUCUGUCGAAGAUCAUUAUAGAAACUCAAUUAUACCUGUUCAGUAGAAAGUUUGCAUUAUUAAUCAAUCAUGUUACAGCCAAAUUGCAUUGAUAAAGCCUGUGUUAUACCGGAAUGACUUGUACCUAAAACAAAGUUGGAGAAGCUACCAAAGAGCAUGCCAAACAGCGUAAGCAGCAGGUGAUAGAUGGGGCAAAGUGAUUCCACAACCAAUGAAUAGAUCUAUAACACUGCAGUCCUGCUGCAUCCAGUUAUGAACAGUGGUGGACAACGAAACAACUCACUGGAGGUGGCGGCUCCACAGAUAUCCCCAUCCUCAAUGAUGGGGGAGGCCAUCAUUGGACCUGGGAAUCGGGGUAAACUCUCCACUGGCUGGAGUCAUACUGGUACAAAGGAUGACGUUUGUGGCUGUUGGCAGCUCCAGGACAUCUCUGCAGGAGUUCCUCAGGGUAGUGUCCUUGGCCUAACCAUCUUCAGCUGCUUCAUUCAUGACCUUGCCUCCAUCAUAAGGUCGGAAGUGGCGAUAUAUGUUGAUGACUACAACAGCACCAUAGGGCUAUGUAAAGCAAAUGGACUGCAAUGUUCCAAGGAGACAGCUCACCAUCUUCUCGUGGAUAUAAUAAAUGCCAGUAACACCUACAUCCCAUGAAAACAAUUUAAAAUAGCUCUUUUGUCUAUCGAAAAUCUAGGUUUAUGCCUAAAACUAAGCUUAUAUAUGUGCUGUGUGCCAUACAAGACAGCCAGUGCUCACAUAAGUUGGAAUAACAUUA
Messenger RNA from Hemiscyllium ocellatum (epaulette shark), 3343 nucleotides. RefSeq names its product WD repeat domain 73 (gene wdr73). Gene Ontology annotation, cellular component: cytosol; spindle pole. Gene Ontology annotation, biological process: cytoplasmic microtubule organization. The record is from RefSeq and is a predicted model, not a curated record. The transcript has 8 exons. Bases 26 to 1156 code for a protein of 376 amino acids. Lineage: Eukaryota; Metazoa; Chordata; Chondrichthyes; Orectolobiformes; Hemiscylliidae. Gene Ontology annotation, molecular function: protein binding.